Messenger RNA from Biomphalaria glabrata, 2269 nucleotides. Its product is annotated as pyroglutamylated RF-amide peptide receptor-like. Gene Ontology annotation, molecular function: G protein-coupled receptor activity. The record is from RefSeq and is a predicted model, not a curated record. The coding region runs from base 249 to 1664 and encodes 471 amino acids. Gene Ontology annotation, cellular component: plasma membrane. Gene Ontology annotation, biological process: G protein-coupled receptor signaling pathway. Lineage: Eukaryota; Metazoa; Mollusca; Gastropoda; Planorbidae. The transcript is spliced from 3 exons.
UCUCUUAGACAUUUUUUUUUGUAAAAGAAAUAUUAAACUAACAAUUUGUUCAACACAGAGAGAGGACUGGUUCAUCUUGUCGGACGAUUUCACAGGAAAGUGCGACAAGAAUUGGGAAGCUGUAGUCUCGAGAGUAUCACUUUGGGAACUGUAUUGACAUUGACGCUAGUAAAACCAAAGCAAUCUAAUGUUACAUAUCUACUGCAGAUUUGUCUAUGCAUAAUACAAUUCAAUAUAUUUCUUUUUAAAUGUACAGGAGUCAUUUUAGUCCACUGAAAACUAUUAAUACUGUGUAUACUGUAUUUGAUUUUAGGAGCACAUAUGAGAUUAUAGUCAUGGUGAAUAAUACCUCUCAAAAUUACACUGAAGAAGAGAUCAAAGAAUACCUGUCAGUUCUACAACAUAGGUCCACAGUAGUCUUCGUACCAGCUCUGAUCUACCUGUCUCUGUUGAUUGUUGUGGGCAGUAUAGGGAACUGUCUGGUUCUGGUCGUGUACUGGAGCAAGAUGAGCAGGACACCACUCAGAAUAUUCAUCAUCAGUAUGGCUGUGUUUGACCUCCCAACGAAUACUCUUCUUGUGCCAGGUGAGAUGUAUGACUUGCUUCACAUGUGGGAUUUCAAUAGCCAGAUUUUGUGUCAGACAAGAAGGUGUUUCACUGCCACGUUUGUAGUGUCCUCCUUUGUUGUGCUGGUUGCCAUAGCAGCUACAAAGUACAAAAUGGUGUGUAAUCCUUUUGGAAAACAAGUCAGUAUCCUUGAAGCGAAAGUAGCCAGCGUUUUUAUACUUUGUAUUGCUGCCCUUGUAUCCAUACCUUUUGGAAUGAUCCAUGGGACACAAAAAAAGAAUACUCCUAAUCCAAACAUGUUUGGGCGAUUUUGUGACAUUGAUGACAGCUAUAUUACAACGGUGUGGCCCAAUAUCAUUUCUGGAUUCUACGUUGUCCUAUUUCUUGUCUGCUGUCUGACAAUGAUCGUUCUGUAUGCCCACAUUGGCUACCAGACCUGGGUACACAGAAAUAGACGAAGACAGUUAAGUCGGCUGGGACAGGCUUCAGUAUCUGAGGAUUUCAUUUCUGUUACUUUAACUCCGGUUCCAGAAAGAAAAUGCUGUUCUGAAGAAAUGGAUGAAAAAUUGCGUUCAGAUGAGAAUUUAUUUUCUCAACGAUUUAACAUUGAAUUUUCGGAUACUAAAAGUCUUGACAAUAAGGUACGCAACUAUUUAAAUGUUGAAACUUCAGUUUCGCUCCGCGAAGACCAAAUUAGAUGUGACCCCGGAAAAUGUGAAGAUUCAAAAGUGAAGACUAAGAAAACAAUAAACGUUAGUAGGCCUACAUCAGAUCUAGAUUUCAAGAGGAAAAAUUCUAUGCAAAACACCUCUCCACCCAGGGCAUCAUUGAAACGAACAUGUUUCUUAGGCAGGACAUCACGGAUGUUGAUAACAGUCAGCCUCGUUUUCGUCUUGGGAUCAUUUCCUUUUCUAGCUUUGAAUUUCUACAAGACGUCAUCACCGAAGAGUUUUGCAGCCCUUGAGGGACUCCCUCUAGGAGCGUAUCAUCUUUUUGUGAGGUCUUAUUUCUUAAACAGUGCUUUGAAUCCAAUAGUUUACAGUUUACUAGACAAGAAAUUUAGAAAGGAAUGUCGAAACAUUUUUCAUUUGAGAUAGUAAAUAACGCUUUACAUUUCUUAGGAUCCUUGAAGUUUUAAACGUAACAAAUUUGUGUUGGAUUUAACCUAAAAGUAAUGAGUGAAGAAAUACUGGUUUUGUACAUUUGCUAACAAUCAUUGAAUAAAAUAUCUUUUUUUUUUAUUUAGCUGUAUAGAUCCAUGAUUACAAGUAUUCACCAUUUAUAGAUUCUUAUCUGUCCUGUACAUAAAAGGGAGAUGAAAAACAGAAGACAAUGACUGUGAUGAUGUAAAAACAAAAUUCUGUUGAUUGAAUUAUUUUACACAUUAGUAUCGACCAAAAUAAUGCUUACGAAUACGGAAAAGUUGGUCAAGAGAUAAACCAUUGAACUGUCGAACAAGAUCCUUGAAACAAUCUUAAGACCCUGAUGUGCCUCCGUCAAAGAUAAACAAAAAUUAAAUCAAAUUUAGCCAUUUACAAGUUGUCUCAUCUUAUAACGGACUCGUUUUCAAGCACACCAUUAACACAAUAUCCAAAGCAUACACUAUAUUUGUUUACUUACAAGUUCACGUACUAUCCAAUGAAUUCAAUGUUGUCAAGUUACUCUCUCAUGCUGUUGAAAUUUAUAAUAUUUUCAAUAAUAA